AUGGCUCAGAUGUUGAGUUUCAUGAAGGACAUCAGGGAUGAACAGGAAAAGGCUAGGGAAGCUCGGAACCAGUAUGAGGAAAUACCGAAUGAUGGCAACCCGCUGUUAGGAUUUGUUCGAGGCUUUGAUCCUCACAAGUCAAAUGCCCACUCCUCAAAGAGAGUUACCAGAACCCAUGAAGAGGGAGAAGCUUCCCAUGAAGGAUUCAUUCCCACCAAUCAGAAAGAGGGGGCGCCUCGCACGGUUCGCAUCCCUGCUAAAAACCCACCUAAGGAUGAAGAUUACGUGGAUUUACAAUAUGGGGAGGCGGAUGAAACAAAUCAGGAACCCCAACAUAAGCAAACCCAAUCUGAUUCUGAGGAAAGCGCUAGAAAUAGUGGACAAAUCAAGGCGCUAGAAGAAAGGCUGAAAGCAGUAGAAGGAUAUGACGUCUUUGAUGUGGAUACCUAUGAAAUGAGCUUGGUUCCGGAUUUGAUUAUUCCUCAUAAGUUCAAGAUACCCAACUUUGAAAAAUACAAAAGACUUACAUACCCAAGGAGUCAUUUACGCAUGUAUGUCAGGAAGAUGGCUGCUUAUGCCAAUGACCAAAAGCUGAUGAUGCACUUUUUCCAAGACAGCCUGAGUGGGGCAUCUGUUGAAUGGCACAAGGUACAAGACCUAAUCGAGUCUGGGGCAAUUGCUUUUGACAAACCCAACGUGAAGACGAAUCCCAUGUCUCGUCACGAUGGCACAGUCAAUGCGAUCGAGGUCGUCACUGAGCAAGAGUUAGUUCAACAACGGAGUUCCCCUAUAGAUGCCCUUAAGAGGUAUCUACUCGCAAGGGGGUUCGUCCUAGAACAUAACGAGGAUUUUAAGGACACCCUACAGAGACUCGUGGACCAAGGAGUAAUUCAGUUGAAAGAACAUCCCGAGGAGGAGUAUGUGGCUAUGCUAGAGAGGAAUGAGCCAUUGAUAAUACCUAGUCCAGGGGCAAGGAAGACAUUAAUCAUCCCCUGCGCCAAAACACCAUUGUUGAUACCCACACAAGUACACACUAGGAUCAUCCUAGUCAGAGAUCCAUAUCUGGUGGACAAAAUGAAAGCGGUCCCUUGGGAAUAUGAUUCUAGUACUAAUACGGAUGUGACAAAGAUCGUUGGGCCUGGGGGCAUGACUCGUAGUGGUCGCAUAUUCAGCACUGCGAAACCAAAUGAGAACUUAGCGCAAGCAGGUAAUCAAGCUACUGUGGUCCCGACUGAAGAAGGCACGUCCAAGGACAAAGAGACUGCUAACAAAGAUGCUGAAAAGUUUUUGGCGUUGAUCAAGAAAAGUGAUUAUAGAGUGGUGGACCAGUUGCAUCAAACUCCGUCCAAAAUAUCACUCCUCUCGCUGUUAGUACAUUCAGAAAAACAUCGAGACGCCUUGAUGAGAAUCCUGAACGCCGCCCACGUAACUAAAGACAUCACUGUGAAUCAAUUUGAUGGGAUGGUGGCUAAUCUUACUGCUGGGGCAUGUUUAAGCUUCAAUGAUCAUGAGCUACCCCCACAAGGGAAAGAACAUAACAAAGCCUUGCAUAUCUCCAUACAAUGUGGGAAAGCUCAUCUAUCCAGAGUUCUGAUUGACACAGGGUCGUCAUUAAACGUGAUGCCAAAAGCCACUCUCGACAAGAUAGCCUUGGAGGGUCUGGUAGUUAGACCAAGUCGUCUGGUAGUCAAGGCCUUCGAUGGAUCACAAAGUCCGGUAUUUGGAGAAGUAGACCUCCCUGUAGUAGUUGGUCCCCAUACAUUCUGCAUCAAUUUCCAAGUAAUGGAGAUUGAACCUGCUUAUACCUGCCUAUUGGGACGUCCCUGGAUUCAUGCUGCUGGGGCAGUUACCUCUACUCUGCAUCAAAAAGUAAAAUUUGUGGAUGGGAACUCUAUAGUGACCGUCAAUGGGGAGGAGGAUAUAUUUGUUAGCAAUCUGGACUCAUACCGAUACAUCGAGGCUGGAGAAGGAGCGUUGGAAACCUCAUUCCAAGCACUAGAGAUAGCAACUGCUGUCACACUACCAAUAGAGAAGAUACGAAGGGCGGUGACAUCCUGGAGAGACCUGCCAGACCUGAAAAUGGAAGGCUGGGGCAAAGUCCCAGAAAUUCAAGAGAAGAAGGAUCGUCUGGGGUUAUGA
Vicia villosa (hairy vetch) is the source of this 2139-nucleotide messenger RNA. RefSeq lists its product as uncharacterized. Bases 1 to 2139 code for a protein of 712 amino acids. The transcript has 2 exons. The record is from RefSeq and is a predicted model, not a curated record. Gene Ontology annotation, biological process: proteolysis. Gene Ontology annotation, molecular function: aspartic-type endopeptidase activity. Lineage: Eukaryota; Viridiplantae; Streptophyta; Magnoliopsida; Fabales; Fabaceae.